Ricinus communis (castor bean) is the source of this 797-nucleotide messenger RNA. Its product is annotated as basic blue protein-like. Gene Ontology annotation, cellular component: plasma membrane. NCBI's taxonomy places the organism in Eukaryota, Viridiplantae, Streptophyta, Magnoliopsida, Malpighiales, Euphorbiaceae. The record is from RefSeq and is a predicted model, not a curated record. The transcript is spliced from 2 exons. The coding region runs from base 121 to 492 and encodes 123 amino acids. Gene Ontology annotation, molecular function: electron transfer activity.
UACUCCUCCCUUACUCAGAGACAUAUACAUUACAAUAUAUACAGACACACAGACACACUAAGGCAUAGGCUUUAGCUAAUACUAGUCUUCUUCUUUUGUGCAUUAGAUCAUCAGAAAAGAAUGGCUGAUAAGGGAAGAGGCAGUGCAAUGGUAGCUAUGAUGAUGCUGUGCAUGCUGAUAUUCCAUUUUGAGAUGGGUAGUGCAGCAACUUAUAUUGUUGGUGGUUCUAAUGGUUGGACCUUUAAUCUUGCUGCCUGGCCUAAAGGAAAGCGCUUUAGGGCUGGUGAUAUACUUGUAUUCAACUACAGUCCUGCAGCCCACAAUGUGGUAGCAGUAAACAGGGUUGGUUAUGAUUCAUGCACAGGUCCUAAAGGUAAAGUCUAUAGAUCAGGAAAAGAUAGAAUUAAGCUUGUGAAGGGACAAAACUUCUUCAUCUGCAGCUUUGCUGGCCAUUGUCAAGCUGGAAUGAAAAUAGCCAUUAAUGCCCUGUGAUCGAUCAUCUCUUAUGAUUUUAUAUAUGUGAUCUUAGAAAAAGAAAAGGGUCAGUAUUUAUGUGUUUGGUGUGGAGGUGUUUACUAUUUUGCUUUUAUUUUGUGGGAGUGUGGUGCAAUAAUAAUAAUAAUAGUGUUACAAAAUAAAUGGGGAUCAAUUAAAGAUUGGGAGUGAACUUCAUAGCUUUCAUGGGAUCUUGUAUUGUGCUUCUAAUUAAAUGUUAGUUUUCUCCAAACUUUUAGAAACUUAUAAAGUAUAUUCAGCGCAUCAGUUAUUCAUAGAAAUAUUUACCCACAAUUUGUUAA